AAGGCCGAAACUCUUUGCUCUGAAGUAACCAAAACCACCGCCCAACCGAGCCAUUGAACUCCUCAAGACACUUUUGACGGAAAUGGAGACCUCUCCUCACCUCUCCCUCCUCACUUUCUUCUCCCUCUUCCUACUCACUCAGGCGAGAUUAAUUCUCAACCCUUCUGAUCUCAAAGCCCUCUCCAUCAUCCAAAAACACUUGGGCCUCAACGGUCACCAACCUUACCUCUCUACCAAACCUUACAUCACCCCCGGCGUAUUCUGUGAGAGGAGACUCUCAAACAACCACACCUAUGAGCUCAGAGUAACUAGGCUCGUCUUUAAAUCCCAAAGGCUCACUGGGUUCCUAUCACCGGCGAUCGGACGGCUCUCUGAGCUCAAAGAGCUCUCUGUUCCUAACAACCAACUCGUUGACCAAGUACCAUCCCAAAUCGUUGACUGCCGGAAACUGGAAAUUCUCAACCUCCAAAGCAACCAGUUUUCAGGGGAAAUCCCAAGCGAGUUAUCCUCACUUAUACGCCUUCGAGUCCUUGAUCUUGCUUCCAAUAGAUUUUCCGGGGACUUGGGUUUCUUGAAGUAUUUUCCCAACUUGGAAAAUCUCUCUCUUGCAGACAAUCUCUUCACUGGGAAAAUUCCGCCAUCCAUUCGUUCUUUCCGUAAUCUCAGACUCUUCAACUUCUCUGGAAAUCAAUUUCUUGAAGGUUCAGCCCCAUUGAUGGACAGGCUGGCAAACUCAGCAUCCGAUGUCCCAAAACGUUACAUUUUAGCUGAGAAUUCAACUGGAACUGGAAGAAGCAACACUACAGCACCAGCUGCAAAUAGAACUGCUAUUUCUACUGCUCCAGCUCCUUUUCCAGGGCAACAACCUCACAAACAUAAAAAUAGCAAGGGGAAGCUAGCUGGGUGGAUUCUCGGAUUCCUGGCUGGCAUAUCUGUGCUCAUCUUUUGCUUGCUGUAUAAACUGACCUGGGCUGUUGUAAAAGGUGGAGGGAAGGAACCGGGCCCUUCAAUCUUUAGUCCUUUGAUAAAAAAAGCAGAGGACUUGGCUUUCUUGGAGAAAGAGGAUGGACUGGCUUCGUUUCAAAUCGUAGGAAGAGGUGGGUGUGGCGUGGUUUACAAGGCUGAAUUGCCUGGAAGCAAUGGCAAAAUGAUUGCCAUAAAGAAGAUAACUCAACCUCCAAUGGAUGCGGCAGAAUUGACUGACGAAGACACUAGGCUUCUAAACAGCGAUGUGGGACGUCACAAAAUGCGUCAAAUUCGUUCGGAAAUUAAAACUGUGGGUCGAAUUAGGCACCGGAAUCUUCUUCCUCUGUUAGCCCAUAUGAGUUGGCCUGACUGCCAUUACCUUGUGUAUGAAUUCAUGAAGAGUGGUAGUUUACAAGACAUGUUUAAUCCGGCCUCAGAGGGCAGCACUAGAGAUUUCGAUUGGUUUGCUCGGCUCAAGGUUGCAAUAGGAGUGGCUGCAGGGCUUGAAUAUCUUCACAUGAACCUCAACCCGCGGAUAAUUCACAGAGAUCUCAAGCCUGCGAAUGUACUUCUGGACGAUGACAUGGAAGCUCAAAUUGCGGAUUUUGGGCUUGCAAAAGCCAUGCCUGAUGCUAAUACGCAUAUGUCCUCUGUCAACGUCGCCGGAACUGUGGGUUAUAUAGCGCCGGAGUACUACCAAACACUGAAUUUCACAGAUAGGUGUGACAUCUACAGCUUUGGGGUGUUGCUGGGGGUUCUGGUGAUGGGAAAGCUCCCAUCUGAUAACUUUUUCCAGGAGACCAAGGAGAUGAGCUUGGUGAGAUGGAUGAGGAAUGUCUUAACAUCGGAGAAUCCUAGACAAGCGCUUGAUCCAAAGCUUUUGGGAAAUGGGUUUGAGGAGGAAAUGCUCAUGGUUUUGAAGAUCGCUUGCUUCUGUACCAUGGAUGACCCAAAGCAAAGGCCUAACAGCAAGGACGUUAGGUGUAUGCUGCUUCAUAUGAGGCACUACCUAGGCAGCAUUAAGGAUAUGUUAGAGAAUGAAGCGAAAUAAUCACGCUUGUGACCAGCAAUAUAUGUUUUAGUAGAUCAAUUACAUGUCUAUUAUGUGUUAUUAUUAAGGAAACCGUUCUAUGUUAUGUGCUUAUGCGCCUUAUGGCAGCGUGUUGAUUCACAUGAUUAAUUUCAAAUUUUUUAUGAAUACCA
Messenger RNA from Alnus glutinosa, 2169 nucleotides. Its product is annotated as leucine-rich repeat receptor-like serine/threonine/tyrosine-protein kinase SOBIR1. Bases 83 to 2017 code for a protein of 644 amino acids. The record is from RefSeq and is a predicted model, not a curated record. The transcript is spliced from 2 exons. Lineage: Eukaryota; Viridiplantae; Streptophyta; Magnoliopsida; Fagales; Betulaceae. Gene Ontology annotation, molecular function: ATP binding; protein binding; protein kinase activity. Gene Ontology annotation, biological process: protein phosphorylation.